CUCUUGAUAGCUCUCUUUCCACCCAUUUCUUCUUCUGCACUGUAAGACACUAUGAGGCCACUCUGUCCAAGUUCCAAAACAACCGAUGUCAGCCCCUAAAUCAAAUAAGCAGAGAAAGAGAGCAGCCACAUUACAAGACAAGUCUCUCUAGCCAAAAGAAGAUUCAAAGUAAUUGGCUGAUGACCGUUGAAGGAAGAAGGCAAAAAGUGAAAAACAGAGAGGGAGCAAAAUGCUCAGGAAUUAACUGUAGUCAUAGGUGAAAGUGGGAAAACGUAGAAAGAAGGAUAACUGGCUUUCAAACACCUGCAGAUUGAGAGAGAGCGGAGGACAACAUACUGGCAUAAUGAGCAGCCUGGACUAUGGGGAGAUGACAGCAAAUGCUCCUGCAACAGAUGAGCCAAUUCCUUUCUCAGAAACACAGCCCUACCAAGAGUCUGACCCACUGAAGCUUCCUGUUAGAUCACCCCCACCCAGUGGCUAUGGGGCAGCCCCACCACCCCCAUCAUACCAAUCUUCUUAUGGGCCACCUGAUGCACAGUUCAGCCAAGGACCAGACUUCCAGUCUCAGCAGACCAUCUUCAUCACACCUGAGCAACCUACCAAGGAACCAGAUAACCUGAUCUUCUCCAUCUUUACUAUGCUUUGCUGUUUCUUCCCCUUGGGUAUUGCUGCCUUAGUUUUCUCUAUAAAGACCCAGGUAGCCAAUAAUAAUGGAAAUGUCCAAUCUGCUCAAAAGAAUUCCAGGCUUUCAAUCAUCAUGGCCCGUGCAGCUCUUGGAUUGGGAAUCGUGGUCUGGAUUUUGUAUAUCAUCAUUUUGACUGUAUGAUGCAACACUCUUAAUCCAAAAGUUAACCCCUCCACAAUGAGCCACUCAAGGAAACAUGCUUUGAUGUCAUCCUCUUUAGAUCACUCCAUAAAGAGAUGGUUCAGAUAACCCCCUUCGCAUGUGGCCAUGGAAAAUGCACAGUGCAAAGCAUUGUAUUUGCAAGCUGUCUAAAACUCUGCUUAGCAAUGGCCCAUCUGUAUCAUAUGAUGAAUAUUAGAUGAGAUCUAGUGCUGUGCUGCAAAAUUAUCGUAUGCCAGGUCAACAAAAGCCCAAGGAUCAUAUAUGAAAAACAAACCUCUGUAAUGACUACACAAUGUCCAUACAUUCAACAGGAUUAACUUCUCUAUUUUAAUGUUGUCGAUAAUAAAAUUCCAUCAAUAGAUUGGGAUGGAUUCUUUCCAGGGGUAGCUCUGCAAUCUCUUUCUUUACCCAGGUAUUCUUUCUAUUGUUGAACCCUCUUCCGUCCUCUCUUUUGAUCCAGCUGCCUUUGAACCCUGCCUUUCAUUGGUCCCAUAUUUGCCAGUGUAUCACAUAUGCUAACAUAUGUGAAAUUAUGUGAUACAUAAUUUCUUAAGUCUGUACUAUGAAAGUGAUUGGCCAAUACAGAAUGACAGUCUUCAGUUCAAGCAGAGUUGUAGCCAGAGUGUCACUGCACACCAAUGCCCAUUUAUGCAUAGAAGUGCAUUGUGCAUUACACAUGAACCACACAAAUGUUUGUGCAUUUGAUUGCAACUUGGUGACUUGAUUGCAGUUUGGUACCAUUGUACACAAGGAUGGGGUGACACAAUUAACAUAUAACUAUGCAUAUGUAAAUAUACACUGAAAAAGCCCAAUACAUGAACUCAGCCACUUCUAUAUGUUCUAUGUUCUUAUCUUCAGAACACAAAUUGUUAACUAAGUUUUGCCCAACUUUAACCAUUGAGAUUUUGCACAACUUUUAUUGGGAUCACUUAUCCUGUAAGGGAUUGUUUUCAAUCUUGAGAUUGUGAUUUCCAUUUUAAUAGAAAGAUCUAUGAGGGAAACAUCAUUGCUCUCCAACCUAUGUUCAGCAGUUCAAAAUGCAUGUUGAAUGGCAGACUGCCUGCUAUAGGACAGGGUUACUGUAUAUACUUGAAUAUAAGCCGAGUUUUUCAGCCCUUUUUUAGACUGAAAAAGCCCCCCUCAGCUUA
Molecule: messenger RNA, 1995 nt
Organism: Anolis sagrei ordinatus
Lineage: Eukaryota; Metazoa; Chordata; Lepidosauria; Squamata; Anolidae
Product: synapse differentiation-inducing gene protein 1-like
Cellular component (GO): membrane
Source: RefSeq, a predicted model, not a curated record